CCUAACACGAAUGAGACUGUCGUCGUGCAACCUUGCAUUCUUGAGUCUGGGAGUUGUCCUGCUCUUCGACGUCCUCUGCGAAGGGUACGUCAACGUUGCCCAUCAUGCAGCAUUGAGUGGAGUUGGGCGUGCUCAAAUCAAGAAGAGCGUUGCGAGCAAGAGGCCCCGAUCUUCCAGCGUGCGCAACGUCUUCCUUCCACCUGGUGGAAUUCCUCCAGUUGAUGAUGACUUUGAAGAGUCUCCCAAGAAGCAAAGGUCCCCCGCGUCCCCCGGGUUGAUUCGACCGGGAGCGUGCCCAGUCUCACUCCCUCCUUGCAGGUCAGAGGCAGGAAGGCGGCAAAGUGAAUGGGAUGACAGGAACAGCCCGAUCAGAGAUUACCAUCCUGUGACAGGAUCGAACCUCGCGAGCCCGGAUGAGCUGAAUGAGCUGCUAAGACCGACUGGACUUGACCGUCAUCGGCUGAAACUUCAUCCGGAUGAAGCCUUCGGAGCGAUCUUCAGGUUCGAAGGGGUCCUAUCAGACACUCUUCCCAUCCACAAGUCGGCCUGGACCAAGGUUGCGGAGGAGAUGAACUUGCGGAUCCCCGAGGAGAACGAUGUGAAGAUGGCGAUGACGAUGCCGGCAGAGAAAGCGAUUCAGAGAGUCAUGUACUGGACUCAAGACUGGGGAGACACCAAGAGGAUUGCUUUCCGCAAGGCCGAGCUCUUCUUCGAGUGCUGGCAGCAAUACGAUCAUGCUUGUUUGGAGGAGACGAAGGAGUGGCUGGAGAAGCUGUACAAGGCCUCCAUUCCGAUCUGCGUCUGCUCUGAGAUGGACGUCAACUCCCUCAACGUCUCGCUCACCAAGAUGGGAAUCUCGCAAUAUAGCAUUGCGAUGGUAACGGCUGAAGAUGACUGCGACACCCGAGCACAGAUGUAUCUCAGCGCAGCUCUCAAGCUGAACAGACCUCCUCAGUUCUGCGUGAUCUUUGAUGACGAUCCGGAAAGCAUCAGCUCCGCCCAUGACAUAUCUGCUCAAUUCUUGGCAGAUACGCGCGAUGGGAGCUAA
Molecule: messenger RNA, 1048 nt
Organism: Guillardia theta CCMP2712
Lineage: Eukaryota; Cryptophyceae; Pyrenomonadales; Geminigeraceae
Exons: 15
Coding region: 11-1048 (345 amino acids)
Source: RefSeq, a predicted model, not a curated record